Messenger RNA from Cooperia oncophora, 1113 nucleotides. NCBI's taxonomy places the organism in Eukaryota, Metazoa, Nematoda, Chromadorea, Rhabditida, Trichostrongylidae. The record is from the annotation of a GenBank genome assembly.
AUGGCCGCGGAAAAUCCUGCUUUGGUUCAAGCCCACAUUCAAGCUCAACUUCAUCAGGCAAUGGCUGCACAGUUAGCAGCAAAUGGAGGUGUCGGUGUUCCUCCCGCUCAUAUGCAUGAUCAAAUUCGAGCGACUCUUCUGCGUCUUCAACAACAACAACUCGUCGCCGCUGCGGCUGCACAGGGCAAACUGGGGAAGGUUCGACCUCCGACCCAGAUGAUUCCAUCAUCAGUACAGCGUCAAAUGAACAAAGCAAGCACAUCGCAAGCAGAAGAGACUGUUCAUCGAGGUUCGAGGACUGAUCAGGAUGCGAGUCCUACACAUAUGGCGGAACCAGAUGUUCUGGAAGCAGCUGCUCGAAAUAACGCUGAUAUGCUGAAGAAAAUGCAAAUGCAACAUCAGUAUGCGGCCAUGAUGAAUGCGAUGCAGGAUGUUCUGGAAGCAGCUGCUCGAAAUAACGCUGAUAUGCUGAAGAAAAUGCAAAUGCAACAUCAGUAUGCGGCCAUGAUGAAUGCGAUGCAGGGUGGCCUUCCAAUGGCAGCAUGGCGCCCACCACCUCCUAACAGUAACAGUGCCGUGCCUCCGAAUCCUCAAGCUCAAGCUCAGAUACUCAUGCAAAUGGCUCAGGUACAGCAACUUGCUCAUGCUCAACAACAAAUGCGUCUUAAGCAGCAGGCUUUGGCCAAAAUCAUGCAGUUGCAAGGACAUCAACAAGCUGUUGCUGCUGCAUCUGGAAUGCAGGUUCCGAAUGUACCCGAACGUAGUUCGCAGAAUUACACUGGCUCGUCAUCAUUUGGUGCUGCUUCUGAUCUAUCUGGGCCCAUCCAAAGUCCACUGGAAAAAUUGCUUGCUGCUGCUGGAGUCCAACCAUCACAAUUCACGGGCGGAUCGCAAGAAAGCAGCUCCUUCCAGAACAGUUCUCAAGGUGUUGGACCAGUUGGAACACGCAUGCCACCGCCAUCUGUCCGUCCGAUGAGUUUGGAGGAAUUGGAGCGUAAACUCACGGAGCAAACCAAUAUUUCACUCAAUUACUGUGUAUUCGAAAUCGAGAAUUUGGUUUGGUUUUGUUGUGUUUACCGGGUGAGCAUUGGGGGACAAUACGGUGAGCAGUAG